This is a messenger RNA of Aplosporella prunicola CBS 121167, 405 nucleotides long. RefSeq lists its product as uncharacterized. Gene Ontology annotation, molecular function: structural constituent of chromatin; DNA binding; protein heterodimerization activity. The transcript is spliced from 4 exons. Gene Ontology annotation, cellular component: nucleosome. Bases 1 to 405 code for a protein of 134 amino acids. NCBI's taxonomy places the organism in Eukaryota, Fungi, Ascomycota, Dothideomycetes, Botryosphaeriales, Aplosporellaceae. The record is from RefSeq and is a predicted model, not a curated record.
AUGACCGGAGGCAAGUCUGGAGGCAAGGCCAGUGGCAGCAAGUCCAACGCGCAGUCCCGCUCGUCCAAGGCCGGUCUCGCUUUCCCCGUCGGUCGUGUCCACCGUCUGCUCAGGAAGGGCAACUACGCUCAGCGUGUCGGUGCCGGUGCUCCCGUCUACCUCGCUGCCGUUCUUGAGUACCUCGCUGCCGAAAUCCUCGAGUUGGCCGGUAACGCCGCCCGCGACAACAAGAAGACCCGUAUCAUUCCCCGUCACCUUCAGCUCGCUAUCAGGAACGACGAGGAGCUGAACAAGCUGCUUGGUCACGUCACCAUCGCCCAAGGUGGUGUUCUGCCCAACAUCCACCAGAACCUUCUUCCCAAGAAGACUUCCAAGCCCGGCAAGGGCCCUAGCCAAGAGCUGUAG